UGCCCAUGGCCGACGCGGACGGUACCGGGGGUGAGCGGUGCCAGCGGCAGGGCCUUGGGGACGAGCCCGAGGGGGACGCGGAGUCACCGGGUUCCGAGCUCGGCGCUUCGGGGGACUCUGACAUGGAGCUGCUGCGGAGCCUCCUGUCCCGGACGCUGGGGCUGGGCGGGGAGAAGCCCGAGAAGGUGCUGGAGGAGCUGACGCUGGAGGGAGUGAGCCGCUUCCUGCGGAGCGAGAGAUGCAAGAACGUGGUGUGCAUGGUGGGCGCUGGGAUCUCCACGGCCGCAGGGAUCCCCGACUUCCGCUCGCCCGGCACCGGCCUUUACUCGAACCUGCAGAGCUACGACCUCCCCUACCCCGAGGCCAUCUUCGAGAUCAGCUUCUUCAAGGAGCACCCUGAGCCUUUCUUCGCCCUGGCGCGGGAGCUCUACCCUGGCCAGUUCAAGCCCACGCUGUGCCACUACUUCAUGCGCCUGCUGCAGGACAAGGGGCUGCUGCUGCGCUGCUACACACAGAACAUCGACACGCUGGAGCGGGUGGCGGGGCUGGAGCCCGAGCGGCUCGUGGAGGCUCACGGCUCCUUCUUCACCUCGCACUGCCUGCGCCCCGGCUGCCGGCGCCAGUACGGGCUGCCCUGGAUGAGGGAGCGCAUCUUCUCCUCGCUGGUGCCCAAGUGUGAGCAGUGCCAGGGCCUGGUGAAACCCGACAUCGUGUUCUUUGGGGAGAGUCUCCCUUCUCGCUUCUUCACUCUCCUGCAGUCGGACUUCCAACAGGUCGAUCUGCUCAUCAUCAUGGGCACCUCGCUGCAGGUGCAGCCCUUCGCCUCCCUCGUCAGCAGGGUCCCCACCAACACCCCCCGGCUCCUCAUCAACAAGGAAAAGACAGGGCAGAGUGACCCCCUUAUGUCCCUCAUGGGCUUUGGCUGUGGCAUGGACUUUGAUUCAGACAAGGCUUAUAGGGACGUGGCUUGGCUGGGGGAGUGUGACCAGGGGUGCCUGGAACUGGCGGAGCUGCUGGGAUGGAAGAAGGAGCUGGAGGAGCUGGUGAGGAAGGAACACGCUGCCAUCGAUGCCAAAGCCACCCAGGGGGGCAAAAGCAAGGCCGAGGGGGGCAGCCAGGACCCCCCACCAUCACCUGGGGGGGGCACUGACCCCCCCCCAUUGACCCAGUGGGGCUGUGGCAUUAAAUGGGGGGUUCUCAGCACUGGCUGUUGCCUUUUUGGAGGUCUGGGGGAGGGAAUGAGGGGUUUGGGCCCCCCCCAGUCCUGGAGGAGGCGUCGGGCGGGGGCGGAGCCCGAGUGCUGCACCUUGAAGAAGGGCGGGGCGCCGCAUGGACAGGCAGCGCCUAUACCCAAUCAGCUCGGUGGGCGGGCGGACAGGCGCCCCUUGCACCUAAUAGAAGGCUGCAGUGCAGUUGACGGGCAGAGAAGCGGGCGAAUUAGCGCGGGCUCAUCCGGCCGACGAGCCCAAUGGCGGCGGAGAGCGGGGCCGGUGGCGGAGCGGAGCCAAUGGGAUGAGAGUCUCGCCUUGAGUGGCAGUGGGGCGGGCCAAUAG
Molecule: messenger RNA, 1553 nt
Organism: Neopsephotus bourkii (Bourke's parrot)
Lineage: Eukaryota; Metazoa; Chordata; Aves; Psittaciformes; Psittacidae
Gene: SIRT2
Product: sirtuin 2
Molecular function (GO): NAD+ binding
Source: RefSeq, a predicted model, not a curated record